GGAGCGCGCCGAGCCGGGGCCGGGCGGUGGCGAGGGCUCCGCGAUGCCGCUGCUGUUCCUGGAGCGCUUCCCCUGGCCCAGCCUCCGCACCUACACGGCGCUCAGCGCCCUGGCGCUGCUGGGCGCCGGCCUCAGCGCCUACCGCGCGCUGAGCCAGGCGCCCUGCGGGGCGGCGGGCACCGAGCCGGCCGAGCCUCAGCGCUGCGCCGGCCCGCGGGCCCUGGACGUCGCCUACUACCUGCUCUCGGACAGCCUCUGCGUCUGGGUACUAGUGAACACUGCCUGCUGUUUUCUGAUGCUGGUUGCUAAGCUAAUCCAGUAUAUGGUGUUUGGUCCUCUUCGUGUCAGUGAGAGGCAGCAUCUCAAGGAUAAAUUCUGGAAUUUCAUUUUCUACAAAUUUAUCUUCAUUUUUGGUGUGCUGAAUGUUCAGACGGUGGAAGAAGUUGUGAUGUGGUGCCUCUGGUUCUCUGGACUUGUGUUUCUCCAUCUGAUGGUUCAGCUCUGCAAGGAUCGCUUUGAAUAUCUUUCCUUUUCUCCUACCACACCCAUGAGCAGCCACGUCAGAGUGCUGGCCCUGCUCAUAGCCAUGCUCCUGUCCUGCUGUGGAUUAGCAGUUGUCUGUGGAGUUGUUGGCUACACCCAUGGCAUGCACACCUUGGCUUUCAUGGCAGCAGAGUCUCUGCUGGUGACAGUCAGAACUGCUCAUGUGAUUUUAAGAUAUGUAGUUCAUCUCUGGGAUCUCAACCAUGAAGGAACUUGGGAGGGCAAGGGCACUUAUGUCUACUACACAGAUUUUGUCAUGGAGCUAACCCUGCUUUCCCUGGACUUGAUGCAUCAUAUUCAUAUGCUGCUGUUUGGCAAUAUCUGGCUGUCCAUGGCGAGCCUGGUGAUUUUCAUGCAGCUGCGUUACCUGUUCCACGAGGUGCAGCGGCGAAUUCGGCGGCACAAGAACUACCUGCGUGUGGUUGGAAACAUGGAGGCCAGGUUUGCAGUUGCAACACCGGAGGAGCUGGCAGUGAACAACGAUGACUGUGCCAUUUGCUGGGACUCCAUGCAAUCCGCACGGAAACUCCCCUGUGGCCACCUCUUCCACAACUCGUGCCUGAGGUCCUGGCUGGAACAAGACACAUCCUGCCCCACCUGCAGGAUGUCUCUGAAUAUCACUGACAGCCACCACGUGAGGGAGGAUCACCAGAGGGAGAACCUGGAUGAGAACCUGGUGCCGGUGGCAGCAGCAGAAGGCAGACCCCGCCUGAACCAGCAUAAUCACUUCUUCCACUUUGAUGGCUCUCGAAUUGCCAGCUGGCUGCCCAGUUUCUCUGUGGAAGUGAUGCACACAACCAACAUCCUUGGAAUUGCACAAGCCAGCAACUCCCAGCUCAAUGUUAUGGCCCAUCAGAUUCAGGAGAUGUUCCCUCAGGUCCCUUAUCAUUUAGUCCUGCAGGAUCUGCAGCUAACUCGUUCUGUGGAGAUCACCACUGACAACAUCCUGGAAGGGCGCAUCCAGGUGCCGUUCCCCACACAGCGUGCAGACAGCAUUAGACCUGCAUUGAACAACCCUGUGGAAAGGCACAGUACUGAUCAGGAGGAUACUGGAACUGUCACACAGACUGAGAGAGUGCCUCUUGAACUGAACUCUAGACUGGAAGAAAUGGUGGAAUUCAACGAGAUGGAAGCAGAACCUAAUGAAGCAGAAGAUUUUGAGGCCAGGGGAAGUCGCUUUUCCAAGUCAGCCGAUGAGAGGCAGCGAAUGCUGGUUCAGCGGAAGGAGGACUUGUUGCAACAAGCUCGAAAGCGUUACUUGAACAAAACCUCCGAUGAGGAGCUGAGCACAGAGAAGCCUUUGCCCGAGGGAGCGGCGGCCGACGCCGCCACCCUGCGCCGCAGGACCCUGGCUGCCGCCGCAGAACGGAGACUUCAGAUGCAGCAAAACUCUUAGCGCUCGCUGCCCCUCCUCCUCCUCCUCGUGAGCAACGUUGAAUAAAUAAAUUACAUACAAAAAACCCUGCGCUUUCUAUACCAGCAAGAAAGUGUCUCUUCAGAGUUCAGCUGGCUGUGCUGCCGAGUGAGCUGGCUGCCUCUCUGCUGUAUAAAGCAUGUGGUCUAAUAAUGUUUGGACAGCUGACAAAUUAACCUUUUUUGUAAUAUUUUCUAUGUGACGUUGAUCCUCUACACAACAAAAGGCAAUUUCUAAACCACGGGCAUGACUUCUGCAGCUGGCAUGUGCUAUGGGGCUGGAUGGCACAGCAGAGGCUGGGGAAGUGUGUUCUGAGGUAGCUGUGGGUGCAGGUCACGAAGUGCAUGGGCACAUUCUGCUCCAGAUCAGGGCCAGUUACUCCGAGGAAGG
Molecule: messenger RNA, 2347 nt
Organism: Melozone crissalis (California towhee)
Lineage: Eukaryota; Metazoa; Chordata; Aves; Passeriformes; Passerellidae
Gene: AMFR
Product: autocrine motility factor receptor
Exons: 14
Coding region: 44-1939 (631 amino acids)
Biological process (GO): ubiquitin-dependent protein catabolic process; protein K48-linked ubiquitination; endoplasmic reticulum unfolded protein response
Cellular component (GO): ubiquitin ligase complex; endoplasmic reticulum; cytosol
Molecular function (GO): ubiquitin binding; ubiquitin protein ligase activity
Source: RefSeq, a predicted model, not a curated record